AUGUUAAUUUUCUAUGGUUCUUAUGGCUAUGCAAAUUGUACAGCUCAAUCUGGUGUGACUUGGGAUAAUUGUAUUGAUUUGUGUUACGCAAGUUCGGAUUGCUAUGUGAGUCUUAUUGUUAGCCUUUUUUCUGAAUUAGCUUUUUUCUUGUAGUCUGCGUAUUCGACUUCAGCCUCAACUUGUAAUUUUUGUGGAUUUGGAGGAUUGAAAACAAUAGUGUUCUCAAGUUCUGAAACGACUACAAUUAUUGCAGUCAAGGUAAAUGAAUAGAUCAAAAAUGUGAUGGAUACCUAACAAAUGAAGUUUUUCUAGAGCGAUGAAACAACUUGUCCAGCUAGUCAAAAUCUAACCACCGAAUACAUCAAUAAAGUUAUAAAUUUUAUCUUUUAUGAGUGUUUGAUUCAAAUUUGGGAAUGUUUUUAUUAAAGGUGGAGUACGAGGUAAAAAUAAGUUAGGCUCGUUUGAGAUGAAAAUUGCAAUUAGUACAUUCCUCGAAGGAUUCUUAAUGGAAACUUUUCGAACAUAAGUAAGACAAGUUCGAAGUUCAUAAAAACAGUGAAAAACCGUGUAAAAUGAGUCACAUACAUCAGUAUCCCCGGAUUUUCGUCCGGAGGGUCUGGCUAACUUUGGAAAUGGAAGUCUUGUCUGGGCUUCUGGACAUCCGAUAACUGGAUUAGAUUGUGCGACUUUGCAAGUUGAGACUGCGUUUACGUGA
Messenger RNA from Caenorhabditis angaria, 715 nucleotides. Lineage: Eukaryota; Metazoa; Nematoda; Chromadorea; Rhabditida; Rhabditidae. The record is from the annotation of a GenBank genome assembly.